Molecule: messenger RNA, 1649 nt
Organism: Cucurbita maxima (winter squash)
Lineage: Eukaryota; Viridiplantae; Streptophyta; Magnoliopsida; Cucurbitales; Cucurbitaceae
Product: cysteine-rich repeat secretory protein 3-like
Exons: 3
Coding region: 511-1422 (303 amino acids)
Biological process (GO): plasmodesmata-mediated intercellular transport; transport of virus in multicellular host
Cellular component (GO): plasmodesma
Source: RefSeq, a predicted model, not a curated record
CUUUCUAAGAGUUCUAAUAUUUAAGACUCUCUUUUCUUGAGAUUCAAAACUUAUUGUUACACACUUCAUCAAAGCAGAUUCCUUCUAUGUUCAAAUAGCCUCUUUCUGGCCCAUCUCCUCUAAGCAUUCAAUGUUAUAAAGUUAGUUAGUUUCAAUAAUUUGUUAUUAUUUGUUCAUACAUAGCAACAAAAUUUGAAGUGGAAUUUUAGUAAAAAGAAAAAAGAAAUCACUAUUUGAAUAAAAUAUCAGUAUUUUUCAGUGCCAAAUGUGAAUUGUGCUCUUUUUUGGAGUGAAGAAAAAGAUGCGUUCUCUGCACAUCUAGAGAGGCAAAUUCAGCCAAAACAGGAAGAGGGAAAAACAAGAGACCUUCCGCCAUUUUUGAGGUAUAAUCCAAGCUUGAAGACGAUUUCCCAGCCCCGAUUCUCUCUUUAGAACAAUACCCAUUUGGCCAUUUCCUCCAUUUCCCUCGAAUUCCAAAGGGUUUUUACAGUUCCAUGAUUUGAUUCUUCAAUGGCGAUGAAAAUGGGGUUUUCUUCCUUCAGCCCUUUUUCUGUUCUUGUUCUUCUUCUCUCUAUGGUGUUCUUCUUCAUUUUUACACUAAUCCCACCUGCACAAUCUGCCUCUGAUUACACUUCUUUGGUCUACAAGGGUUGUGCUAAGCAAGCUCUCUCAGAUCCAAAUGGGGUUUACACCCAAGCGCUUGCAGCCCUUUUUGGCUCCUUGGUUUCACAAUCCACCAAAGCCAGAUUCUACAAAACCAGCUCUGGAAGUGGCCAAGCCACCAUCAAUGGCCUCUUCCAAUGCAGAGGCGACCUCACCAAUGGCGACUGCUACAAUUGUGUGAGCAAAAUCCCACAAAUCGUUGAGUCUCUCUGUGGCAAAACCAUAGCCGCCAGAGUUCAACUCUAUGGCUGUUAUUUGCUUUAUGAGGUUUCUGGGUUUUCCCAAAUUUCAGGGCUCGAAAUGCUGUUCAAAACUUGUGGGUCUACCAAUGUUGCUGGAAGUGGGUUUGAAGAGCGGCGGGACACCGCCCUCUCUGUUUUGGAGAAUGGUGUGGUGAGUGGCCAUGGAUUCUACACUACAAAUUACCAAUCUGUUUAUGUUUUGGGUCAAUGUGAAGGCGAUUUGGGGGAUUCAGACUGUGGUGAAUGUGUUAAAAAUGCUGUCCAAAGAGCUCAAGUUGAAUGUGGGAGCUCAAUUUCAGGCCAGCUUUAUCUCCAUAGAUGCUUUAUAAGUUACAGUUACUACCCAAAUGGUGUACCCACAAGAUCAUCACCAUUAUCUUCAUCUUCUUCUUCCUCCUCAUCAGGAAAUAUAGGGAGAACAGUGGCUAUCAUUCUUGGAUCAACAGCAGGAGUGGCAUUUGUGAUCAUUUGCUUGCUUUUUGCAAGAGGAUUAAUGAAGAAACAUGAUGAUUAUUGAAAGAAGCAGAGGAGGAUUGGAUCUUCAAAGAUGCAAAAACUAUUCUUUUUUCUUAUGAACAGAAUGUCUUUUUCUGAAAAGGAGAUGUCAUUUUUUUUAUGGUCAAUAGGGUUUUUAUUUAUAUUGAGAAGGGAAUGAAGGAAGGAAUGAAUGAAUGAUGUAUCAAAUUGAAAUAAUUUUUACACAAGUGAAGAACAAGAAUGUUGGUAAUCCAUUCAUAACUUAUC